Lathyrus oleraceus (garden pea) is the source of this 1966-nucleotide messenger RNA. Its product is annotated as inositol-3-phosphate synthase. Bases 222 to 1754 code for a protein of 510 amino acids. NCBI's taxonomy places the organism in Eukaryota, Viridiplantae, Streptophyta, Magnoliopsida, Fabales, Fabaceae. The transcript is spliced from 10 exons. The record is from RefSeq and is a predicted model, not a curated record. Gene Ontology annotation, molecular function: inositol-3-phosphate synthase activity. Gene Ontology annotation, biological process: phospholipid biosynthetic process; inositol biosynthetic process.
GAGCACAGUUGCAUGUUCGUUUUCUAUAUAUAGAAGCAUCUUCACUUCCAUUCAUGAGCACCGAUCAACCAUUAACAAAACCUUUCACACUUUUGUAGAGUUUCACAGAGAAAGGGAAAGAAGAAUCUGUUUUUUUUUUCUUUUCUUUUUUCUUCUCUAAAUCUCUUUAAUCUUUUUCUCUUCAUUUCCAUUUUGUUAAUUAGUUAAGUUGCUUGGAAAAAAUGUUUAUAGAGAAUUUCAAGGUUGAGAGUCCGAAUGUGAAGUACACAGAAACUGAGAUUCAAUCUGUGUAUAACUACGAAACCACUGAACUUGUUCAUGAAAACAGAAAUGGCACUUAUCAAUGGAUUGUUAAACCUAAAACUGUGAAAUAUGAAUUUAAAACCGAAACUCAUGUUCCUAAAUUGGGGGUAAUGCUUGUGGGAUGGGGUGGAAACAACGGUUCAACCCUUACCGGUGGUGUUAUUGCUAAUCGAGAGGGUAUUUCAUGGGCAACGAAAGAUAAUAUUCAACAAGCGAAUUACUUUGGUUCUCUCACUCAAGCUUCAGCUAUUCGUGUUGGAUCUUUCCAAGGAGAGGAAAUUCAUGCUCCCUUCAAGAGCUUGUUACCAAUGGUCAACCCUGAUGACAUUGUUUUUGGUGGAUGGGAUAUCAGUAACAUGAACCUUGCUGAUGCCAUGGCUAGGGCCAGGGUUUUCGACAUUGAUUUGCAAAAGCAAUUGAGGCCUUAUAUGGAAUCCAUGGUUCCACUCCCCGGCAUCUAUGACCCGGAUUUCAUUGCUGCCAAUCAAGGUGAACGUGCAAAUAAUGUUAUUAAGGGUACAAAGAGAGAACAAAUUAACCAAAUCAUCAAAGACAUUCGGGAAUUUAAGGAAGCAAACAAAGUAGACAGGGUUGUUGUUCUCUGGACUGCCAACACAGAGAGGUACAGUAAUUUAGUUGUGGGACUCAAUGACACCACAGAGAACCUUUUUGCUGCAGUGGACAGAAAUGAGUCUGAGAUUUCUCCUUCCACCCUGUUUGGCAUUGCUUGUGUUAUGGAAAAUGUUCCUUUCAUCAAUGGAAGCCCUCAGAACACUUUUGUUCCAGGGCUUAUUGAUCUUGCCAUCAAGAACAACACCUUGAUUGGUGGCGAUGACUUCAAGAGUGGUCAGACCAAAAUGAAAUCUGUUUUGGUUGAUUUCCUUGUUGGAGCUGGUAUCAAGCCAACGUCGAUAGUGAGUUACAAUCAUCUUGGAAACAAUGAUGGUAUGAACCUCUCAGCACCACAAACCUUCCGCUCCAAGGAAAUCUCCAAGAGCAACGUUGUUGACGAUAUGGUCAACAGCAACGCUAUCCUCUAUGCGCCUGGUGAACAUCCUGACCAUGUUGUAGUCAUUAAGUAUGUGCCAUACGUCGGAGACAGCAAGAGAGCCAUGGACGAGUAUACUUCGGAAAUAUUCAUGGGUGGAAAGAACACUAUUGUGUUGCACAACACAUGUGAGGAUUCCCUCUUGGCUGCCCCUAUUAUCUUGGACUUGGUUCUUCUUGCUGAGCUUAGUACUAGAAUUCAGUUCAAAUCUGAAGCUGAGAACAAGUUUCACACAUUCCACCCUGUUGCUACCAUCCUCAGUUAUCUGACCAAGGCUCCUCUGGUUCCACCAGGUACACCAGUGGUGAAUGCAUUGUCCAAGCAGCGAGCGAUGCUGGAAAACAUCAUGAGAGCUUGUGUUGGAUUGGCUCCAGAAAACAACAUGAUCCUUGAGUACAAGUGAAGCAGGGGAUAGAAUCAUAGUUGGAAUUUUCUAGCUGAAUCAUAAAACUUGCUCUUUUCUGUUUUCUUCUUUUAAUGUUUGGUGAUGUUUUCUCAAGUGUAGUAUUUGAUUUGAUAGUCUUUGCUCUCAAGUGCUUUAGAGCUUGACUUAGUUUGUGUUUUAUGUUUUGGGUACAUGAAAAUAUAUAAAUAUUUGUGCCCAGUUGGUGUUUA